This is a messenger RNA of Heterotrigona itama, 1956 nucleotides long. The record is from the annotation of a GenBank genome assembly. NCBI's taxonomy places the organism in Eukaryota, Metazoa, Arthropoda, Insecta, Hymenoptera, Apidae.
AUGCUUGGGCCUGAUGAUGAGUAAGAAAGAGUUGAGAUCGAUGAGUAGCAGGUGUAGGAUAAAAUCAUUAUUCAACGAAGGAAUACGCUAUUCAGAGAAUAUGUUAUUCACAUCAAGAUAAAAUGAACACUUGCUCACAUAUACAUAGUACUGGCUUGCUAUUCUAAUGAAUUCUUAAUUCUUAAAAAUUACGAACAUACACUCAGAAUAUUAAUACUUAAGAGGGACAUUAUUAAAAAAUUCAAUUUUAUCUAAUAAAAUUCCAGAAUUGUAUAAACCUUUAAGCGCCAGAAACGAAAUACUUGUUUUUCGAACUUGUUUUUUCACCAUGAUUUUUUGAAUACGCUGGAUAAUCACACGUAUAAAGCUUAAUCAGGACAAGGGGAAAGAGGAAAAUAUUUACGACUGAAUUCUCUCAAGACAGCGCUAGUUCUUACCUUGACGCAUAGGUACUUAUGAAUUGUUCGCAUUUGAACGUCUAUUUAUUUUCUUUUUUUUUUUCCUCCUCUUUUCCAGGCAUUCGCUGCGGCAGCACAUGUUGCGACACGCUGGCAAGAAGUACAAGUGCGGACUUCCGGGCUGUCCAACGGUGCUCCGGACGGCCUCCGAAUUAAGAUCGCACAGAAGCUUGGUACACGACAGCACGCCGUCAAAUAGGCAGUACAAGUGUUCGGAUUGCUCCUACGCGGCGAAGACGAAGACCCAACUACGUCGGCAUCGUGCACGACACGACGAGCCAGAGGACACGGGGAAAUCGGAACUCCGCGCAUGCCCCUACAGUGGCUGCGCUUUCAAAACGAAACUCGCUUCUCAUUUGCAGCGGCACGUGCGUCUCCACACGGGCACAAAGCCUUACAAGUGUCGUCAUUGUCCGUACGCGAGCAACAACUUGGAAAACCUGAGGAAACACGUGUUAUCGACGAACCUCCAUCCAGGAAAGACGAUCUACGAAUGCGACGUGUGCCAAGGUGACAAUCCGGAGCCGUUUCAAACGAACUUCGCGAAAGAGUUGCGCGCUCACCUGCUGGAGGUUCACAGCGACGUUUUCCCGACGACCGGCCACGUGAACGACUACGUGUUCAGGAUUUUCAAGACUCACCAAGACCCCUCUUUCGUCGACGAGUCGAAUUAACCGGUCGCGGUCCGGGCUGUCUCGUAAUUUCGACGAGGCACGUCCACCGAUAUUUACGAAGCGUGUACGUCUUAAAGUGGUGGACAGGUGACCCGCGACGACGGCCUGGCCGAAAGAAACGGCGCAACGUUCUACAGAUCCUGCGGAUCGACGAUCCCUCGAUCAGAGCGUCGUUGAGUUAUCCCCGUUGCAGCUGGACAUAGCGCACGGAUGCGCGCGUUAGUCCUCGGGACGCUCGGUGGCAUCUCUCGUUGUUCGUGAUCGUGCGAACCGGUAGGCCUGUACCACGCCAGGAAAUAGUUAAAGUGAUGUACGGUCACGUGGCACGGUACGUACGUACACUUGGAACGCGUGUACUUGGAGCGAAUCUUUAUGCCCCUCGCCGGUCGUGAUAUUACGAGAAUCGUUCGAGUCCACCUGCUGAUUCCUCGAAUUUCUCGUCUCGCUUGUAUACACGUGCGUGUACAGUGCACGAACGCGCGUAAUCUACGCGAGUCGUCAUUAUGGAUUUUUCCCUUUUUCUUCUGCCUUUCUAUUGGAAGGCAUAAAAUGCGCAUGAUAUGCAAAGGUAUGUAAAUGAAAGAUUGCAUGACUGAAUGAAACGAGUCUCGUUAAUUAUCAUCUUCGAAGAUGAUGUUCAUCGUCUCAUCAGAUUUCAUAUCGUAUGUACACGUAUUUACAUAUUACGUAAAACGAUUUUAAAAAGAUUUCGGCGAUCCAUCGAUGUUCACACGAAAAAUAGAUCAUCUAUUGCCUUAGGUAACUUUUUGGAGGAACUAUUCUUUCGUUGGAUUAUAGUUCCAAGUUUUAUAAAAAAAAAAAAA